UUCUCCCCUUACUGUUAGCGAGAAUGCAGCAUUUUCUUGACGGUAUCGAGUCUCAGUUCGAGUUUGUUAGUCAUCAGUAGUGGAAAACCUCGAUUCGAGCUUGUUUUAUAUUGUGUUGUCCAGAAUCUUUGCAACUUGUUGCAGAUAAGGUUCCUGACAUAAUCGGCUAUCCGCUUUCGGCUAAUUUUCCAGCAGGCUGUAUCUACCCAGUCACAGGUCUAUUGUUGGGAUUUCAACAUGAAGCUGUGACUGAUUCUCUCUUUCUCGCUUAACAAACAGAAAUAUGGCAACUGCCAAAAAAGCUUCCUCUAAGGCGGGUGGCAUUCGCUUUGCUGAGGCAAAUGCUGCCACUGAUGCUGCUGCUCACUCCCACGUGCAUUUUGAUGAGAAGCUUCACGAUUCAGUUGUCAUGGUGAUCCCUGAGUCUGAUGGGAACUUCUUGGUUAAGGUUGGCUUCCUGAAGACUCAACACAAAUAUGAAAUUGUCUUUACACUACCAGAGGUUCCAGGGCUUGGGAAAGAUGUGUGUCCAGCUCCUGUGCCCAACCCAUACCUUCAGAUCAAAGAUCUUACCACAGCCCCAAGUGGAGGUUUAAAGGUGACUUGUGAGUAUGUGGCUCACAAGGAGGGGGUGCUGUGUGAGGAGAUGCUAAUAGUCAGUGAAAGCAAAGAAGAUGUGUGCCUGAAGGUGAAAGUUCAUGCCCGUGUUAUGGAUCGACAUCAUGGGACACCUAUGCUACUAGAAGGGGUACGAUGUGUUGGAGCCGAGCUUGAGUAUGACUCAGAGCAAAGUGAUUGGCAAGGAUUUGAUUAAUUGUUAAUUGUAAUUGUUCUUCUCUCAAGUAUUAUCAUUAGUGCAGGUUAGAAUAAAUGCACACACACACAUAUACAUAUACAGUACAUACAUACUGUACGUACAUGCAUACAAAAAUACAUACAUGUGUACAUGCACCAGCCAGCCAUAAAAUUAUGACCACUUGCCCAAAAUUGAGUCUGUCUCCUUUUUGUUGCAAAAAUAACCCACAACAAGGCAUGACGUAUGAAAGAAUGCUGUGGUAUUUGGCACCAAGCCCUCAGUAGAAGAUCCUUUAAGUCCUGUAAGCGGUCAGUAGUUGCCUCCAUGGAUUGGUCUUGUUUUUCCAGUACAUCCCACAGAUACUUGAUUUCAUUGAGAUCUGGAGAAUAAGAUCUCGGAGAUCUGAAGGCAUCGUCCCAGGUUUCCCAGUACAACAUUGGAUCGAACUACAUUGGCCAGCCUUAGCUCCCCUCAGUGAGCUUUGGCUGUCCAUGACCCUGUAUUUGGUUUACUGGUUUCCUUUUUCUUGGGUCAUUUUUGGGUAGGGCAUGACUACUGAAGACUGGGAGCAUCCAAUAAGAUCUACAAUCAAUGCAUCACAAUUAGAUCCUUGUCAAAGUCCUUCAAAUUCUUACACUUGCAUAUUUUUUUCUGUUUCCAAUGCAUCAACUCCAAAAUGACAAAUGUUCACUUGCUGCCUAAUAUAUCCCACCCACUUCCAGGUGCCAUUUUAAUGAUAAAAUGAAUGUUAAUCGUUUCACUUGUCAGUAUGUGUUAUAAUGUAAUGGCUGGUGUGUGUAUGUGUGUGUGUGUGUGUGUGUGUGUGUGUGUUAUAGAUGUUUAUUUUAUAACCUUUGCAUUUGCUCGGUCAGUACAAAAACAUUUUAUAUUUCCAAGCAUUACUUUUCAGCAACAAAAAUGUUACUGAAAGAUGCAAAAAAAAAAAAAAAAAAAGCAACAUCUUGUGUAACAAACCACUUUUCAGACAAAAACAUAAUGGGAUGCUGGGAUUUGCAUGCAACAAUAAGAAGCAGGUAUAAGAGUUAAAAUCUAUAGAUAAACCGUAACUCUACAAGAAUCUUCAUAAUGCUGAGUAAAACAUACCAAAAACUUGUAAAAGGCUACUGAUUUGUUUUUACUAUUAAUUGUAAUUUCUUUUUAAAUAAAGCAAGUAGUUUGUGUAUGCUUGGGAAAUAAAAUGACAAUCGACUUCCUCUACAGUUUACAUUUCCAGUAGGGGGCAUUAUUGGCUACAGAUUGAAAAUAGUUACACAAAAAUGGGGUACAGACUGGCCUGAUAAGAAUGGUUAAAAGGUUUUAACACAGUGUAAAACUGCAUAAAAUGACUUCUCCAAAUUGAGUAAAUUAAUUAAAUAAGAACUAUUUUUUUUUUAAAAGUACAAACUUAUGGUAAUAUUCCCUCUAGUGAUUGUCCUGGUAGACAUCAAGGGCUGAUUCAUUACAUAAACUGUAGUAGUACUCGUUGUCAUUAUUACUUUAAGUGAGCCAAAGUGCCUAAGUCAUUUGUUUUCCAUAAGGCCUUGUAAAAGUCUUGUCUCUAAUUAAUUUAAAACAUCUGAGGCCUUACUUACCCAUAGUAAUGUGACAGGUUUUUUGUACAGUCAGUGUUUCUAAAUAACUGGUUAUGAGAUGUUAUGAUAUGAUUGUGAAUGCAUGAGAUAUUUUAUAAUGCAUGUGAUGUUUGGUGUUUGUGUGUUAAUAUGGUCUUACCUGUAAAUUUCACUUGCUUUGCAAAAACAUCUGGUCUGGUUAAAACCCAAACCUUCUACAUUCACUGUUUUGUUUUUGCCUUUUUAAUUAAAUAAAGAAGACUGUUGAUUGUAAA
Molecule: messenger RNA, 2642 nt
Organism: Clarias gariepinus (North African catfish)
Lineage: Eukaryota; Metazoa; Chordata; Actinopteri; Siluriformes; Clariidae
Gene: adisspb
Product: adipose secreted signaling protein
Exons: 6
Coding region: 284-814 (176 amino acids)
Source: RefSeq, a predicted model, not a curated record